UGUUCUAAAAGUGGUUACAACGGUUUUGUGUCUCACAGUGUUAUGUCACUUUUUGUAUUAUUGUCCAAUGUAUCAGAUGGAAAUAGAAGCUCUACCGUUAGCUAUCACACAUACAAAUCUCCAGUGUUCUCAGGAUUCCUGCAGGUCAGUGAAUGCAGCAGCAGGACUGACUGUGCUGACAACUUUUCUCCCCGUGUUGUGAGACUGUUUCCGGAGUAGACGCAGAAGCUUCCAGGAUGAAUGCGCUGCUGCGGCGGUGUCACCUGAUGCGGCGGGUUGGAGCACGGAGAGAUUUCCAUGUGACGGCACCCGCAGCGACCUUUGACCUGAGGAAAGUGGAGCUGACGCCUCUGGAACAGAGAAAGCUGACGUUCGAUUCCCACACCAUGGCGACUGAGCUGGAGAGCAGCGGUUUUACGAAGCAUCAGGCGGAGCUGAUCGUCUCUGCUCUAGUCACUCUUACGACGGCAAACAUGGACAUGGUGUACAAAGACAUGGUAACAAAAGCUCACCAGGAAAUCACGGUGCAGCAGAUCGUGGCUCACCUGGACUCCAUCAGGAAGGACAUGGUGAUCCUGGAGAAGAGCGAGUUUGCAAACCUGCGAUCAGAGAAUUCAAAAAUGAAGAGAGAGCUGGAGCAGCUGCACAACAGACUUAUGGAGGAGAGCCGGAAAGUCAGAGCAGAAUCCAAACUGGACAUCAACCUGGAGAGUAGCAGGAUCUCUGACAUGUUUACCGAACAGGAGAAGAAACUGAUGGAGGCGAGUACAGAGUUCCAUCACAAGAAAGCCGACCUGGAGCACGACAACAUGGAGAUCAAUAAAAAGAUGGACCUGCAAGUGGCCUCGCUUAAAACCGUCCUGGAGUCCUUGAAACUGGAGACGAUCCGUUACCUGGCAGCCACCGUGUUCUCCUGCCUCGCCAUCGCUCUGGGAGUUUACCGCUUGUGGAGGUGAAGAAGUGACUGCACGUCUUCAUCCGCCACACAAAGUAGUUCCUGUUUCACCACAUUCACACUGCUGCUGCUACAACACGUCACAAAGUUCUAUUCAGAGGAGCGUCACCGUGUUUUACUGAAGCAAAGGUUUUCACCAAACAAUGAAUAAACACUUUAAUAUGAAUGCAGAUCCUGUGUUUAAGGUUUCACAGGAGAAGUAUAUUUGCAGGCAGGAAAAUGUUGUCAAAAAUUAGAAUGAAUGUACACAGAAUGUAAAAAUAUCAGUCAAAGUAAUCAAUCCACUCAUUUAAGAGUGACAUAUGAAGUAAAGCAGGUAUAAUUAGAGAUAUGUGUUUAGUAAAAGAACAAAUAGAAGCAUGUGAAAAUACUUUGUGACGGGUAAUUGUUAAAAUCCCUCAUUAAUGCACCAACAGAUUCACUCUGUAAAAGUUUACUCACAAGUACACAAGUAUUUUCAGCUUCAUAUAGUAUACCCAAUAUUAUUUCUAAGUUUCAUAUAGAAACGUUAUCUACAUGUUGUCACAUUUUUAGCAGUAUAAACACACUAGUACUGUUAGUUUCCUGUAGCUAAAGUAUCUGCAGUUGAAAUGAACAACUUCUCCGUUUAUCGCAGUAAAAACUGUAAAAGGUCAUUUUGCAACACAUUUCUAGUUUCACAGUUAACCUGAGUUUUUAAUUUUAAUUUUAAACAGUUCAGUUUUAGCACCAGUAUGUUUAACAUAAAAUACACUUUAUUGCAGUAAAACUAUUCACAGAAAAAACAACACCCCAAAGUAAAAGUUCAUGAUUUCCAAGUUCUAUGUAGUAUCUUAUUUACUGUUGUAAAAGCGUUAAGCAUGUUAAGCAAGUGUGAAGUAUAAUCAGUUCACUAUAGUAGAAGUACAGAAUUUCUGCGUAAAAUGUUAAAUUAAAAGUAAUUUUUUUCGUCCUACUGAGAUCAGUGAUCUCUUCUCCGAGGGACACCUGGCCGAGUAUGACAGCAACAGGAUCAGAUUCGUACAGAACUAAAAGUUAAACAUGAACACACAGAAAGCCUGGAUUCCAGACUUUCCCUAAGGAUUAAAAAAAAAUGUAGGCUGAGUUUUUCUAUUUAAAAUCAGACUGUCGAUCAGACUUUCUUUCCCCACUCAAUUCAGACUUUAGAAUAACAAACUCCACAGUGUUCAAGGACCGAAGGUUCUGAAUUCAUUUCUUCAAGAUUAAAAGAGAGGAGAGGUGUUCCGGAAUGUCUUUGAUGAUUAAGAGAAGUGUUCCGGAAUUCUGCCCAGAAUGGCUUUGAUGACGAAGAUAUGCCAGUGACCGAGCCCACAUGUACUAGGAGCAUUCAGGUUCAGUUUGAUAAAAUGGAAUGACGAGUAAGAAAGCCUCAGUUUGUAAGAAAUAUCAUUAUGCUGGGGUUUAAACAAGCAGCAACCUCCGGUCUCAAAAUAUGGAGCCAAUGCGGAAGUGUUAUAAACUGCAGUUCAUUGAGCGUCCACUUGGAGCUGGCUGCAGAAACACCGGCAACCACAUACACACCCAUUCAAAUUAGACGAUCUUCACAGCAAUAAUAAACAUGUUUACAGCCUGGUUAAAAAAACGACUUAGGUCUGAAUAGCUCAAGAAGAUAUUAAGAUUAAGAGUUUUGCCCUUUUAAGGACAUGACUGACUUGACUGACAGGCGGGAACACUGUAGCUGUUGGCUAGGAGACUCAAAGCCCUCCUCUUUACCUCACACUAGCUCCCCAACAGUUAAGAUGAGUUCAGCAUUUCCAAUAUGGCUCCCGCCAACGAUUGGCUUCAAAACAGCGCUCAGGUAUAGAUGGGUGACGUCUAAGAUACUACUUCCAUUAUUUAUACAGUCUUUGGAUUUACACUGUUCAGGCUUAGAGCGGACACAAAAAGUACAACUUCUCAUUUAUAUGUUGUUAAAAUAUCACAGUAAACAAUACACAUUCAUAGAAACAUUUUCUAAAGUAAAAUUUCAUGUUUUAGUAGUUUUAUAAAAUAAAAAUAAAAUAUAUUACCAGUUUAAAUAACUCGUUACAUUAUGCAUUAAAAAUACAGUUCCUUUUGUUUUUAGUUGUACAUUGUAAAAGUGGAGGAUUGUGUGUGAUGUCAUGUUGUAAAAUUAUCAUACUCUACUUCUCUAAGGUAGUAAAAGUAUCAGAAAUAGAAGAAAAGGUUUUAAAGUUAAGCCAUAUCUCAGCUUGAAGUAUAUAUACCUGCAGUAAAAGAACACAGGUGUUCUCUACUAUGGCAGUUUAUAACUCAGUAAUUUGAGUUGAUUUGUAAACAGGACUUUACACACAUGAUGAAGUGUUUACUCUAAGUACCUCUUCUAUAAGAAAGUAUAAAAGUAGACGUUCUUUUGAAGCUUGUGUUGCCGUUCACCUGUUUGAUUUUAAUCUGAUAGUUUAAUUAUUGUUUGAGAAUAUUCAGAGUUUGUGAUAAAGUUUGAAGUUUGCUUUCUGAUGUUUAAAAAUAAAAGAUAAAACUCAGAGCAUUACUGAGACACCCAACCCAUCUGAUGUUUAAAAAGGACUUUAACU
Molecule: messenger RNA, 3489 nt
Organism: Notolabrus celidotus (New Zealand spotty)
Lineage: Eukaryota; Metazoa; Chordata; Actinopteri; Labriformes; Labridae
Gene: ccdc90b
Product: coiled-coil domain containing 90B
Exons: 10
Coding region: 237-956 (239 amino acids)
Cellular component (GO): mitochondrion
Source: RefSeq, a predicted model, not a curated record